Molecule: messenger RNA, 312 nt
Organism: Symbiodinium natans
Lineage: Eukaryota; Dinophyceae; Suessiales; Symbiodiniaceae
Source: the annotation of a GenBank genome assembly
AUGCAGAAAGGUGCAGGAACAAGCCCGGAGAAGCGCACGUGCUCGGAAGCUUCUGCUUUCGGGCCUUUUGGGUCGCAGAUGUCGAAAGUUGCCAUAUUCUCUGGCAUGGUCUACACGGUAGCCUGGAAAGCGGGAGCCUUCUUGCCGAGGCUCACACAAAAAGAUUCCACCGAACUCACAGGCCCGGCUUGCACGCGGGCAAGAAGCCCACGGAGCUGCCAGCAGCCCGAUCACUCCGAUCAGUGGCGCAUCGAGGCAGUGCCAAGGCUUUGUUUGGUGGCGCUUGGCCAUCGCCAUUUCGAAGCUCUGUAG